AUGUUAAAAGGAAUUGUGAAUACAAAAAACAGGGCAGUCAUGAACGUCGUUCCAAUAUAUACUAGAAGAACUAAAGAUGCGUGUCCGUCAUGCCGUACAGUCUUAGAAGAAAAUGUAGAAACAGAAAUUGCUAUUGAAUCUCAUCUUAUUGUUAUUCUACUACUAUCCAUGCUUCUAUCAUGCUUACCAUUACCUGUUUGCGUGUCGUCGUGUAAGCACAUUGAUCAUUACUGCCCAAAUUCUAAGGCGUUCUUUAUUUCAUACAAAUAUUAUUGGAUAUCACUGAAGAGAUGA
Bombyx mandarina (wild silkworm) is the source of this 294-nucleotide messenger RNA. RefSeq lists its product as uncharacterized. Lineage: Eukaryota; Metazoa; Arthropoda; Insecta; Lepidoptera; Bombycidae. The record is from RefSeq and is a predicted model, not a curated record.